This is a messenger RNA of Acipenser ruthenus (sterlet), 1977 nucleotides long. Its product is annotated as signal peptide peptidase-like 3. The coding region runs from base 412 to 1578 and encodes 388 amino acids. The transcript has 11 exons. Lineage: Eukaryota; Metazoa; Chordata; Actinopteri; Acipenseriformes; Acipenseridae. The record is from RefSeq and is a predicted model, not a curated record. Gene Ontology annotation, molecular function: aspartic endopeptidase activity, intramembrane cleaving. Gene Ontology annotation, biological process: membrane protein proteolysis. Gene Ontology annotation, cellular component: cytoplasmic side of endoplasmic reticulum membrane; Golgi-associated vesicle membrane; lumenal side of endoplasmic reticulum membrane.
ACACGCACACGCACGCACACGCGCGUCCCCGGCCAUUGAAAACAAAGCGAGCUGCGCGGCUUCCAUUACACCCCUGCAGCUUGAGAAAAAAAAACAGUGAGCGACACGGAGGAAUAAAUAACAGAGAGGUGCACAUGGGAUUAAAACGACAAUAGGAAGGUACGAGCCCCGAGCGAGCCCUGCUUGGAGGCGAAGAGACGACAGGAAGCCCAGAGUUUUCAUUAAAAGGUGUUUUUUUGGGAUUCUUUCUCUUGCAGUAUAUACUAAGCACCGCAGCUGCGCCAUGUUGUUGAUGAGAGGCUGGUAUUAAGAGCCUAUCCCGAAUAAAAAAAACCGGAGUUAAUCCCAAAGAUUCAGUAAAAAGGACCCCCCCUGCCUUCUGCAACCAUCGCGUCCUUAUCUUUCGGUGAGAUGGCGGAGCAAACGUUUUCCUGGGCGUAUUCCCUGGUAGACUCCAGCCAGGUCUCCACCUUCCUCAUCUCCAUUCUCCUCAUAGUCUACGGCAGCUUUAGGUCCUUAAACAUGGACUUGGAGAACCAGGACAAGGACAAGGAUGGGAAUGUCAUGUCGCAGGGAACGUUUAAUGCCAACGCCAGCAACAACACGGUGUGUUGUGUUCCAGGUAUUCAGACUAUCGACUCGACCCAGGCGCUGUUCCUGCCCAUCGGAGCCUCCGUCUCCCUGCUCGUCAUGUUCUUUUUCUUCGACUCCGUACAGGUGGUCUUCACGAUCUGCACGGCAGUUCUCGCAACGAUAGCCUUUGCCUUCCUGCUCCUACCGAUGUGCCAGUAUCUAACAAGACCCUGCUCCCCUCAGAACAAAAUCUCCUUCGGCUGCUGUGGUAGGUUCACUGCUGCGGAGCUGCUCUCCUUCUCCCUGUCUGUGAUGCUGGUCCUCAUCUGGGUGCUGACCGGGCACUGGCUGCUGAUGGACGCUCUGGCCAUGGGCCUGUGUGUCGCCAUGAUCGCCUUCGUCCGGCUGCCAAGCCUGAAGGUCUCCUGCUUGUUGCUGUCCGGCCUGCUGAUCUACGAUGUGUUCUGGGUCUUCUUCUCAGCCUACAUCUUCAGCAGCAACGUGAUGGUGAAAGUGGCCACGCAGCCUGCAGACAACCCCCUGGACGUGCUGUCCCGAAAACUGCACCUGGGCCCCAACGUGGGCCGGGACAUCCCGCGGCUAUCGCUGCCUGGCAAGCUAGUCUUCCCUAGCUCCAGUGGAAGCCACUUCUCCAUGCUGGGGAUCGGAGACAUUGUGAUGCCGGGGCUGCUGCUCUGCUUCGUGCUGCGUUACGACAACUACAAGAAGCAGGCCAACGGGGAGGCGCCCGGCACCCCCAACACCCCGGGGCGCAUGAACAAGGUCUCCUACUUCCACUGCACGCUCAUCGGAUACUUCGUGGGUCUGCUGACGGCGACGGUUGCCUCCCGGAUUCACCGCGCGGCUCAGCCUGCUCUCCUGUACCUCGUUCCCUUCACCCUGCUGCCUCUGCUGACCAUGGCCUACCUGAAGGGGGACUUGCGGCGCAUGUGGUCGGAGCCCUUCCACUCCAAGGCGGGCAGCUCUCGCUUCCUGGAGGUAUGAUGGGGCCCCGUGGCCCGCGAGCCAGCCAGCGUGUGCAUGGACUGGUGCAGAGAAGCUACUGGGUGCCCAAGGGUUUGUGUCUUGUGGUUUUGUUUUCUCAUCUCGCCCAAACCGGUGCUUUUUUUUAAGGCAUUAAAGAAAUAGGAAUUACUUUUACGACGACGAGAAGGAAAGACAAGGAAGGAAGGAAGGAAAGAGGACCCUGUGGGCGGUUUUAUUCCAUUCCGUUUUCUUGUUAAGGAACUCAAUCCCUGUGCGGUUUACAAACAAACCCCAUUCCCACUCUCUGGACUAGCCAUGGUGUCCGAGCCCAGCCAUGGAAACUUCACACUGCAGACCACCACCACCUUUAUAAUUAUUAUUGUUAUUGUUAUUGCUGUUAUUGUUACAUUUUCUUUC